UUGAAUUUAGAAUAAUAAAUAGCGGUGGUGUUAGAAGACGUGGACAAAGUAAAAUGUGCCUUAAAAUAGUGAAGUAUAAGGUUGAAAGUCGACAAUGAAACUUGUGAGUUUAUGUUAUGAAAAGAUAAAGUUUUGAAAAUGAACGCAUGGUCGGGAGAAGAGGGUGAUGUUAUGGGACCAACAGUUACUCGUGCCGGCAGUGCCAAGCCAAACACCCCUCCUCUGAAAAACGGCAAUGAUUUGAGAGAAUCAGGAUAUUUAAUAGCAGUCGGAUCCAGAACAUCCAGGUUCAGAAGAAAAUACAAGAAAAGAAUACCAUUUCUAGUCAUUAUAAUAAUAUUUAUCUUAUUACUACUAGCUUUUAUAAUUAUUUCUAUUUUAUAUGCAUUAGCAAUACAUAGGAAGCCAGAACGUACAUGCAGGAGUAGAGAAUGCCUGCGCUCCGCCGCCAACCUUGCGAUGUCCAUGGACCUCAACGCGGACCCUUGCGAGAACUUCUAUCAGUUCGUUUGCGGUAACUGGGGUUCCGAUCAUCCACGGCCGGACGCCUAUCGGUCUUACGACUGGUUCCGAGACAAGCAAACCAAGGUGUAUAGCAUAGUGAGGGACUUCCUCAACAGGAAUAGUAGUCAUCAGCCCAAACCUGUGCUGCAGGCUAAGGAUAUGUAUAGGGCGUGUAUGAAUACCAAAGUACUAGACAAACGAGGACUUAAACCAGUGAUCACCAUCUUAGAAUCACUAGGUCUCCCUCCAUUCCCAACAUUCAUAAACGUGACAGAGGAUUUCGACUACUCAGCAUAUACCUUCGACUGGUUAGACACAGUCAUUAAGGUGAAAACACAAAUAGGUAUGGAUGUACUCAUAGGAUUCGAUAUCUAUACGGACCCCAAGAAUUCUUCGGUUUAUAGACUGAUUAUGGGAUCUCCUGAAACUACUAAUCCGUUUCCGAGUACACAUACCGAAAGAAAACGCCACAGAAGACAUUUCAACGACAUAAAAAGUUAUAUAAAGGAAGCAACCGACUUUUUAUCAAAGAUGGAACACAAAAGCAGUAAAUCUGACGAAGAAGACGAGAAAGUAGCAGAAGUACUAAAGAUAUUUUAUGCAGAACUUAUGAAACUGUUCGUGUUAGAAGCAGAUGGAUUGAAAAGUUCUAAAUUAACUGAAAUAGAAUUAGAUCAGAAUGUUAUAUUGGCUGCAAAUGAAUAUUUUGAAACGAACAGGGAUUUAUACGAUCUAGAAACAGACAACUCUACAUCAGAACUUGAAAGUUCAGAUGAUGCUGGCUAUCUGAUCAUACCUGAUUACACUGUCGAUGAAAUACAGGCACAUACUGAUGCAAUUGUUGAAAGCAACAACGGUACAGCUUCUCCUAUAUGGAAGAAGUAUUUAGAAGGAUUGUUCAAUAUCAGCAAUACUGUACUGGACUUUGAAACUGAUAAGAUAUUGGUAUCUGAGCCAGAUUUGAGGUACAUGUCUUUGAUGGCUGCUUAUGUAUCGAAGACACCGCCUGUUGUACUGGAGCUUUAUAUUUGGGUUAAGGUAGUAGAAGUAAUGUCAGUACACACAACGACGGAGCUCCGCAACCUGUUCCAGCGCGCGUACGAGCAGAGCCACGCGGACGACUCCGCGCCGCCGCGGUCGCUGCACUGCGCUAAUGCUGUCAACGAUAUGAUGGGCAUGGCGGUGUCUUAUGGGAUUGCUGAUCGACACUUCAUUAAUGUUACUAAGCCUAAGGUUAUAACAAUGAUCGAAGAACUAAAGGAUUCUUUAGCACACUUGGUCGGACAAGCGCGUUGGAUGGAUGACAACACGAAAAUAGCGACGUACCAGAAAAUUAUCGAAAUGAAGUCUCUUAUAGGAUUCCCAGACUGGCUGCUAGAGGAAGGAAAACUAGACGAAUAUUAUGAAGGAAUAGAAAUUGAUAGUGAAAAGCAUUUGGAAAAUCUCAUCAAUGUAAAUCAAGUGAAGACUAGAAAUGUACUGAAUAGGUUUCGAGGAGUGAACAAUUUCUCUUGGGCCACUGAUCCUACUGAAGUUAAUGCGUAUCAUACGUUUCAAGAAAAUACUAUUACUGUCCCUAUGGUGAUGUUACAACAUCCCUUCUAUGAUUUAGGACUCGACUCACUUAACUACGGGUCCUUGGGAACGGUUUUGGGGCACGAAAUCACACACGGAUUCGAUAACUUUGGCCGUCAAUUCGACAAGAACGGCAACAUGCUCCCCUGGUGGUCGAACAGCACGAUCGACUCGUUCGUCAACAUGACGCAGUGCUUCGUCGACCAGUACUCCUCGUACUACGUGCCGGAGUUGGAUGAUCAUAUAGACGGCAAACAAACUUUAGGAGAGAACAUAGCAGACAACGGAGGCUUGAGAGAAGCUCUCGCGGCGCUCAAGCAUCACCUCAAGAGACGCGGACCCGAGCCCAAGCUACCGGGCUUUGAGAAGUUGACGCCUGAACAACUGUUCUUCUUGUCUUAUGGAAAUCUCUGGUGUGGCGUAUCAACGCGGGACUCUCUGAAGGCAGACUUAGAAGACGAGCACUCCCCGCAACAGUUCCGCGCUCGCGGCGCGCUGCAGAACAGCGCGGAGUUCGCGCGAGCGUGGGACUGCCCGCCCGGCUCUAAAAUGAACCCCAGCAAACGAUGCAUUAUAUUUUAGAAGGUACACCUAUCUUCUGUUAUAGAGGUAAAUUCAAAAUGAGGAACAUAAUUUAUUUGUCAAGAGUUGUAGCCUCAAAGAUAAUCCAACAGAGGUAAAUAUACGCUAUAUUUUAGAGAUUGGGACCUACCUUAGUCGUGGUGAAAGAUAAAGAAAUAAAGAUUUUGGAGAGUUGAGGCUAGUUUUUGUGGACAAAAUUUUUUUACUUGUUUCUUUUUCACUGUAUCACCGAUUUAUUUAAAAACACCAGCUGGUAGUUUAGUAGAUCUCUAAAUGCCUUAUGACAAGCUCAGUUUAAGAUCAGCAAACAUGUGACUAUGAUUUUAAUCAAUGCAAUAGCAAAGAAGCAGAUAGCGGAAUGCUUUUACCAAACUGCCAGGAAGGGUUAGAUAUAUUGAUUUAUUUUACAGUUGUGUUAAAACUGAGAGUGAUAACAUUAAACACAUGUGCCUUGUACAUUGGCCUUCAAAAAUACAAUAUACAAGAUUCUACUCGUAAUUUGCUUGAAAUUGGGGAAAGCUUAUUGAGUAAAUAGACUUUGUAGCAAAAUUAGUGUAAAUACAUUUAGAGUUCCCCUAAAUGUAAUUGAAUUAGUGAUAAGCUGUAAUGUAUUGUGAAAUGUGUGUGCCAUAGAUUUUAAAGAUAGACUUAGUUUAGUAUUUUAUACGCCUAGUUUGUGUGUGUUAUCAUAAGUUUAAUUUAAUAAGACAACGAAAACUUCUAUCGCACAAAUUGUGGACUGAUCAGCGUUUUUGCACUUUAA
This is a messenger RNA of Helicoverpa armigera (cotton bollworm), 3424 nucleotides long. Its product is annotated as endothelin-converting enzyme 2. Gene Ontology annotation, molecular function: metalloendopeptidase activity. Lineage: Eukaryota; Metazoa; Arthropoda; Insecta; Lepidoptera; Noctuidae. Gene Ontology annotation, biological process: protein processing. The record is from RefSeq and is a predicted model, not a curated record. Bases 139 to 2661 code for a protein of 840 amino acids. The transcript has 15 exons. Gene Ontology annotation, cellular component: plasma membrane.